This is a messenger RNA of Mangifera indica (mango), 1958 nucleotides long. Its product is annotated as glucose-6-phosphate/phosphate translocator 2, chloroplastic. The record is from RefSeq and is a predicted model, not a curated record. Lineage: Eukaryota; Viridiplantae; Streptophyta; Magnoliopsida; Sapindales; Anacardiaceae. Bases 520 to 1719 code for a protein of 399 amino acids. Gene Ontology annotation, cellular component: Golgi apparatus; membrane. Gene Ontology annotation, molecular function: antiporter activity; phosphoglycerate transmembrane transporter activity; triose-phosphate transmembrane transporter activity. The transcript is spliced from 5 exons. Gene Ontology annotation, biological process: transmembrane transport.
AAUAUGUGAUGUUUGUCUUUUUUUUACUAUUUAAUGAUCAUGCAUUGCAGCAUUGGACAAAUAUAAGAAUCGAAAUUUGUUGUGGGUUUUUGGUUUUGUGGGUAUUUGCAGAGAAAAAAAGAAAAAAAAAUCGAAGGCUGCCACAAGAACAAUUCAUGUGUCAAGAAUGGUGGAUUUGUCACGUUUCUGAUUGUAACAGCUGGAACGGAGAAAUUACCCCAGACAUUUUAUAAAAUGAUACUUAAUUGGGCCUCUUCCAAUGUGAAAAAACACAAAUUGCAGCAAGUGCUAACAAACAAGUUGCCAAGGCGACGCUGUCAGUUAGUCGGUAGCUUACUUAUGUCUUGUCACUCAACACAGCCAUCGCCCGCCCAUACUUCUCCUCCCCUUCUUACUCGAAUUACUAUAUAAGCAUCUAUUCUUCCUCCUCCUUCCUCGCCAAGUCUCAUUUCCUUCUCCAAAUCCACCAGCCAUUUCUCCUUAAGCAUUUGCUUCAAUUCUUACCCAUUACUAAAAACUAUGAUCUCUUCAGUUAAGCACACGCCAUCGCCAUCUCUGGCUUCCCAAAAUUUCUUGUCCAAGAAACGUUUUUUACCCACAAGACUAAGUUUUUCUUCACCGGCCAUCAUCCUAAAUUCUAUCUGUAACAACAACUCCAUCGCUGGAGACAAACCUCUCCACAUUUCUUCAACCGAAAGCUUUACAUUUUCCCCAAAACAACUCAAUAAGCAGCUCGAAACGCAGUGCAAUGCUUAUGAAGCAGACAGGUCUCGCCCUCUGGACUUGAACAUCGAGGUUCUUGACGAGCAGGCCAGGUUCGAGGCCGCCCAGAGAAUCAAAAUUGGCAUAUACUUCGCCACUUGGUGGGCGUUGAAUGUGGUGUUCAAUAUUUAUAACAAGAAAGUUUUGAAUGCGUUUCCUUAUCCUUGGCUUACUUCUACACUUUCCCUUGCCUGUGGCUCUCUCAUUAUGCUGAUUUCUUGGGCUACCAGGAUCGCCGACGCUCCUAAAACUGAUCUUGACUUUUGGAAGACUCUAUUUCCAGUUGCGGUGGCACAUACAAUUGGGCAUGUGGCAGCAACAGUUAGUAUGUCAAAAGUUGCAGUUUCAUUCACCCAUAUCAUCAAGAGUGGUGAGCCUGCGUUCAGUGUAUUGGUUUCAAGGUUCUUAUUGGGUGAGACGUUUCCCUUGCCGGUUUAUGCAUCACUUGUGCCCAUUAUUGGAGGCUGUGCACUUGCAGCACUUACAGAGCUCAAUUUUAACAUGACUGGAUUUAUGGGAGCUAUGAUAUCGAAUCUGGCCUUUGUGUUCCGAAACAUCUUCUCAAAGAAAGGGAUGAAGGGAAAUUCAGUUAGUGGGAUGAACUACUAUGCUUGUUUAUCCAUGAUGUCUCUACUGAUUCUCACACCAUUUGCACUUGCUGUUGAAGGCCCUCAAAUGUGGGCUGCUGGCUGGCAAACUGCUCUUUCUCAAAUUGGACCCAAUUUCGUUUGGUGGAUGGCAGCCCAGAGUAUCUUCUAUCACUUGUAUAACCAGGUUUCAUAUAUGUCGCUGGAUCAGAUAUCUCCAUUGACAUUUAGCAUUGGAAACACAAUGAAGAGAAUAUCUGUGAUAGUAUCCUCCAUCAUCAUUUUCCAUACGCCUGUCCAACCCAUCAAUGCGCUUGGAGCUGCCAUCGCAAUUCUUGGCACCUUCCUCUAUUCACAGGCAAAACAGUGAAUAAAUGAGAGAGUUGAGGUGGAAUCAUUGAUAAUGAAGCCUGACCGAGAGAUAUGUUGAGCCCAAGUAGACUGAGCGCGGUGGUUCCCCAAGUAACUAGGGAGAAGGCAAUUUUUCCAGUAGACAAGAAUAAUGUGAUGAGACCUAAGAGUCUUAACCGAAUGUAUUAAUUUCUUCAAUUAUGUUUAUAAAUAUAGAAAAAAAAAAUAGAAAUAGCACUCCUUAUGAUCCAAUUGAAA